Messenger RNA from Seriola dumerili (greater amberjack), 1350 nucleotides. RefSeq names its product opsin-5-like (gene opn7a). NCBI's taxonomy places the organism in Eukaryota, Metazoa, Chordata, Actinopteri, Carangiformes, Carangidae. Gene Ontology annotation, cellular component: membrane. The transcript has 6 exons. Bases 1 to 1350 code for a protein of 449 amino acids. Gene Ontology annotation, molecular function: G protein-coupled receptor activity. The record is from RefSeq and is a predicted model, not a curated record. Gene Ontology annotation, biological process: G protein-coupled receptor signaling pathway; visual perception.
AUGGAAGGAAUUCACAACACUGCAUUCCUCUCCAACAUACCUGUGCCACUGGAUAUAACAGUGGCUGUGGUCUACUUUGUUUUUGGGGUAUGUUCACUGUUUGGCAACAGCACACUGCUGUAUGUAUCCUACAGGAAAAAGCACCUCCUGAAACCUGCUGAGUACUUCAUCGUCAACCUGGCUGUUAGUGACUUGGGCCUGACCCUGUCUCUUUACCCUAUGGCGAUAACUUCAAGCUUCUACCACAGGUGGCUGUACGGGAAAACAGUGUGCUCCAUAUACGCUUUUUGUGGCAUGUUGUUUGGCAUCUGCAGUCUGACCACUCUGACCCUGCUAAGCAUGGUGUGCUUUGUGAAAGUAUGUUAUCCAUUCUAUGGAAACAGGUUUAAUUCUGUUCACGGCAGUCUGCUGAUUGCCUGCGCAUGGGUCUACGCCCUGUUAUUUGCCUGCUCCCCUCUGGCCCACUGGGGGGAAUAUGGACCAGAGCCUUAUGGCACCGCUUGUUGCAUUGACUGGCGCUUGUCCAAUCAGCACACCACAGCACGAUCUUACACGGUGGCACUGUUCGUCUUCUGCUACAUCCUUCCAUGCUGUGUUAUUGUAGCCUCCUACACGGGUAUUCUGGUUACAGUGCAUGCAUCCCGCAAGACUAUGGAGCAGCAUGCAUCGAGGCAGACACACAUGAGCAGCAUCCAGACAAUUAUUGUCAAGCUAAGUGUUGCUGUCUGCAUCGGUUUCUUCGCGGCAUGGAGUCCGUAUGCUGUGGUGUCCAUGUGGGCUGCUUUUGGACACAUUGAGAACAUCCCUCCUCUGGCAUUUGCCAUGCCAGCCAUGUUUGCCAAGUCCUCCACCAUCUACAACCCAAUCAUUUACUUAAUGCUGAGGCCAAACUUCCGCAGGAUGAUGCGCAGGGAUAUGGGUACUCUAUGCCACGCAUGUCUGAAAAGCUGCCUCUGCUUCCAGGGCCCAGUAAAGUGCUGCUCUAAGCCAGAGAUCAGGGUCAGACUUCGCACAAUCCACAGACAGACCAACCAAUUCCCCUCAUCCAACUCUUCUGCUCAACCUCCCGUGAUAGCAUUAAGAGAUCACACAUGUGACAAGUGCAAGGAUGCUUUCGAAUGCUUCAGACAUUACCCUCAAAUGUGUGGUGUCACUAACCUAGCUGCUAAUGGAGACUCAUCUAAGGAUCAGGACACACCAGUUCCCCAAACACAUAAGCAGAAGACUCACAGUGUGUGCCACAAGAAGUCUCUGCUGGCCACCAUGUGUGCAAAAAGGACUUCAGAAAUAGACAACCUCCAUAUUAAUUUGGAGAUGGUCCCAGGGCAUGCAAAAGUGGCUUGGCCCUGA